Molecule: messenger RNA, 1737 nt
Organism: Pocillopora damicornis (cauliflower coral)
Lineage: Eukaryota; Metazoa; Cnidaria; Anthozoa; Scleractinia; Pocilloporidae
Source: RefSeq, a predicted model, not a curated record
AUGAACGAGGACGAAGAGGCCAAUGCCAAUGAUCUAGCCUCAGAAGUCGAAAUUUUCUUCACCACUGGCUAUGCUACCCGCUGGCCUACGUUCACCGACUGUACGCUUACGGAGUACCUCUGCGAUACGCGUAAGUGCAUGACACAAUUCAUCAAAAACGUUCAAAAUGACACCGAAGGAGAUUGUGGCAAGUGUUUCCAUCUUUUCCACUGCAGAAUUCAGUACAAUAAAACCCUAGCUUGCAUUAUUACAUCGAACAAGAUUUGUGGCAGAGUGUAUUCUAGCGACUUAUCCAACAUGACGUUGGAUGAUUCGUUACGUGCAGGCAUCAUUGAGGACCAAAUGUGUAAAGGGGCCUUUCUGGGUGAAUUUCUCGUUCCCAGGCAUAUAAGCACUCUGAACGGGUACUGCUCAAGUGUGUUUGUCAACAACACAGAAGCGUGUUUGAAAACUUUCCAUGACAAGUUUAUGGCUAACAGAUCGGACACCACUCUUUGCGAGGAACAUGCUGAAGCAAAAAGGUGUUGGAUGGAAACCAUUAUGUCCGACUGCAAAUUUCCUACUGAUAUCUUUGAGGUGAUAAAAUUUGAUCUGGUCGACUACAAUCCUUUCUGCGCCAACAAUCGGGAUCCUGGGGCGACCGGAAAUGAUGAGUGCCAUGGCGUGAGGGAUAUAAAGGACGACGUCAGUGCAGCCGCUGUUAUAAAGAUUAAUACAUCGCUGGCUCUGCUUCUUCCUCUUGUGUCAUUUCUGUUCGUAAUUAAGGUUUAAGAGAAUCAAAGAAACACUCUCGGGUGAUCUCCAGAUUUUUUAUCUCUCAUCCGUAGCCUUGAUACUGUGAUCCAGUCUGUGCUUGUGCAAACGAUAUUUUUAAAGUUUUUUUUCAAUUUUUUAAAAUUUUUUUUUUAUAAAAACUCUCUUGGUGACGUACUUUCGGGCUAUUAGAACCAAGUUGUCACAUAUCAAUUCUAAACAAUCACAUUAGCCAGUGAGUUUUAAAAACGUAAUACUUUUUCGAUGAAGCCAGUGAAAAAAUAAAAGUUAAUUGGUAAAUCAGCAGGAUACUUGAGAUCAAAUAAGCUUUGAUUUUGAAAAGUCUCGAGUUUUCAUUAUCCCUACUGUUUUUCUUUUACGGUGAUCUAUUGACGUUUAGAUUCUUUCGUGCAUAUUCUACAUGAAAGUGUCUUUUGAUGUUUCUUUUGAUACCGGCGAAAGGAGGUUUCCCUUGUGCAUGCCCAAUGUUUGGGACCGCCGUGUCCCAAUAUAUAUGAAGUAACGACAUUGAAAGGGAUUCUUUUUCGUGAAACUUUAACAUAUUCAUGUUUGUAUGCACGUUUCAUCUUCAAAACGAGAAAGCAUUUAACUGCAUAUUCCACUUUAUCAGACAAGGAGCAACUGGCAUAUCACGAGGUUGUUUAUGGCUUAAAGACUAAAGACUAAAGUCCAAUUUAUCCUUACAAUAUCACUGCUGUAUCCCAUAUUAACUCAUUCUAGUAUAGAAAAAAAAGUGACAAGUGAUGACAACCUUUUUUUUAAAUUUUUUUUUGUUAACAGUAUUUACAUUAGUGAGUAGUGCUCUAUCUCAUUUAAGCCCUGAGAAUAAAGGAGAUGAUAGACAAAGCUCUUGAUUUUCAAGCAAAUUCUCCUCGUCAAUAUAAUGAGAAAUGUGUGAAUAAUUGUAUGGAGAAUAUGCAUAUUGAUGUUAGGGUGUAAAGGGUUGAGUAAUUCUUUCCUAGG